This is a messenger RNA of Leptosia nina, 840 nucleotides long. The record is from the annotation of a GenBank genome assembly. NCBI's taxonomy places the organism in Eukaryota, Metazoa, Arthropoda, Insecta, Lepidoptera, Pieridae.
AUGAAGUUGUUUCUAAUAAUUAUAAGUGUUUGCAUUGUUGUGGCCAAACGUUCAUUUGACAUUGAGAGACAAGUAACAAAUUACCAUGGUGAAGUUGGUAUACCAGAAGCUGCUCGAAUCAGAACAGCUGAAGCAGUUAUGGUCUCGUCUGCGUCCACGUUUGUUUAUGGCUCAGAUAAAUAUCCAUACAUGGCAGGUCUAAUCAUCGCCCUAACCACGGGAGAAGAGUCGGUUUGCGCGUCCAGUGUCAUCACCAACACUAGGGUGUUAACUGCAGCGCACUGCUGGCGGACCCAGCAGCAUGAAGCUUCCAAAAUUACUGUUGUACUUGGUUCUACAUUUGUCUUCCAUGGCGGGCUUCGUAUUGAUACAUCUAAUGUGAUCAUACCUAAUAGUUAUAAAGAAGAGUAUCUACAAAACGACAUCGCUAUUCUUGUUUUCGACCGCGUUGAGUUUAAUGACUACAUUAAGCCUAUUGCUUUGUAUAGAGGUGAAGAAUUUGAGGUCAAUAAAGACCAAACAGUUACGAUAUUAGGAUAUGGAAGGGCUGGAUUAUCUGGCACGACAACCAACCAGAGCUUGAGGCAUAUAGAGGUUCAAGUUAUUACCAGAAACCAAUGCUAUUUUGUGUUUGGUGAAUGGCCUAUCUCUGCAUCUCAUAUUUGUGCUAGGAAGAACCCUACCUCUUGCACAGGCGAUACUGGUGGACCUCUUAUCGUAAACAAUCUAUUGGUCGGCAUUUCAUCUUUUACUGCUCCUGACGGCUGCGAACGGGGCAUUGCAGCUGCCUAUGUCAGGAUGGAGUACUGGUUCACGUGGGUCACAUUAUUAACUACGUAA